Molecule: messenger RNA, 3231 nt
Organism: Aspergillus terreus NIH2624
Lineage: Eukaryota; Fungi; Ascomycota; Eurotiomycetes; Eurotiales; Aspergillaceae
Product: HET domain-containing protein
Exons: 2
Coding region: 1-3231 (1076 amino acids)
Source: RefSeq, a predicted model, not a curated record
AUGCCUGUCUACACCUAUCCAGAGCUUCCGUCUGCGGGCACCACUACUCGCAUGAUUCGUCUUUCGCCUCAAAAGGGAAAGAAGACCCAUAUCAAUUGCGAACUGUUUCCCUAUGAUCUAUCAGAUAUGGCUGGUCGAAGACACCGGUAUGAGGCGCUUUCGUACGUAUGGGGUAGUGGCGUGAAAUCCCACUCCAUUCGUUUGAAUGGCUGCGAAUUCCCGGUGACAGAGAACCUCCACGCUGCUCUCUCUCAGCUUCGCGAUGGCAACUUUGAGAGAAUCCUAUGGGUCGAUGCGAUCUGCAUCAACCAGGAGGACAAUGAGGAGAAAGUCCAACAGAUCCAGAUCAUGCGCACCAUCUAUGGGCAAGCCAACUGUGUCAUCGUCUGGCUCGGCGAGGGUGUUAACGAUGGCGACAAGGCGCUUGAGAGCAUUCGCCAACUGGCAGGCGUUAAUGAGCUAGAGGAACGUCCAGGUAAUGCAGAGGCCCUGGAAACAAGCCAUGAUUCUUAUUGGGCAUUGCUACAGCGGGAUUGGUUUCGCCGGAUCUGGGUGCUUCAGGAAGUCGGGCUCGCAAGAUGUGUAUGCAUCGUGUGUGGUUCCGUCGAAGUGAACGGAUAUGCCUUCUGUGAAGGCCUCGGCCGAUUACGGCUUCCUGUUUCUGCGUGGGAGCGGAUCCGUCCUGUCAUCCAUCUUAUCAGAGGAUCCAUUUUUCGGCCACAGUAUCAGCUGCAUUCCCGCGGAGCCUACUCAAUCGGUCAACUGAUGGACAUGUAUCGAUUCCACGAUGCCACCGUACCGCAUGACAAGCUCUAUGCGUUGCUGGGUCUGUGUUCCGAUGACCCCAAUGCACCUAGUUUGAAGCCCAACUAUCACCUUCCGUGGCAUGAGGUCUUUGCGCAGGUCAUUACCUACAUCCUCUCACGAGAUUGCACCGUGGAGAUCUCGCCCGAACGAGAUACAGCAGUCAUCAAGGGACAGGGGUGCAUAUUGGGUCAGAUCGAGAGAGUUCAAGACGGCAGCUCCGACAAUGGCCAACAACGCAUUGAUGUCUUAUUUAGCAAAGCGGGCCAGGCGAUGGGGUACGAAAGCAGAUACGGACCGCUCUGGGUUGUCCAAUCUUCUCUGGUCUCAAUUCAAAAAGGCGAUAUCGUCGUCCUUUUGCGAGGUGUGGCAAUGCCCACCAUCGUGAGGGUCUGCAAGGACCACUUUGCUAUCAUCAUGAUCGCCGCAAAACCGCAAGAGAGGGAAGACCAAGGGAAUCAGGAACCAGAGGAUCCCCCGACAGCGAGUGUUCUGGAGCAUCCUUUGCAUCACCUUCUUCUUACAUGGGAGUUGGCUCCCACCCGGCCAGGCGGAGACACCGGCCGAGACCUCUCUGACAAAGUUGCUGAGCACCGAGAAGAGCACAUGAAAGAUGCAAACCGAAUUUAUGAUAUAACUCCCGCUAUAGAAGAGAUCGCACUCGAGGUAUUGAAGUUGAAAGAUUCCCCCAUCUCAGCAAUGGAACGCUUGCUUCUUCAGAUUGCAUCCCACGUCCCGAUCACUGAAAAUGUGAUGAAAGUGGUAGCAGGGUCUCCUGCAGGCUAUGCACCCGGCAUCAUGGAGAGCUUCUUCAAAUACCGCGGAGAGAGCCUAUCGAUUUCUGAAGAGGUGGUGAAAGAAGCAGCAGGGAAUACUGGAAGUUAUGCUCUUGAUAUGUUCAAGCUCUUACUCCGGUAUCGAGGGGAUCGUCUGCCAAUCUCCGAAAAAGCGGUCAAAGCAGCGGUAGCGAACAAAGGACCUGAUGCACUAAGGAUCGUUGAACUCCUAUUCCGGGAACAACAGGGCCGGUGUAUCUCUGAAGAGGUAGUCAAGGCAGCAGCAGAGAACCAUGAAAGGCACGGGCCGGAAAUUAUGGAGCUUCUCUUACACUACCAAGAGGUAGACUUCCCAAUGUCUGAAGAUAUCGUCAAAGCAGCAGUUUCGGGGAAUAACGGAGGGUACGGGCCUGAAUUACUUGACGUCCUUUUCCAGCACCUCGGAGACCGUCUACCUGUCACAGAAAGCGUGGUCAUGGUAGCAGCAGAAAACGAAGAUUACUAUGUCCCGAAGAUUUUUGAGCUCCUCUUUCACCAUCGGGGAGACAACCUCCCAAUAUCGGAAGAUAUGGUCAAAGCCAUAUUAGAGUCGGACAACCGUAACAGCCCCGACAUCAUGAGAACUAUCCUUCAGCACAGGCAAGACAGCUUACCAAUCUCUGAAGCCGUCGUCAGGGCGGCUGCAGAAAGCACCGGUUAUUACGCCCCUCAGAUCAUGGAUGUUCUUCUUCGUUAUUGGGGAGAUCGUCUCUUGAUUCCGGGGGAUAUGGUCCUGUCACUGUUACAGAGUCCUGAGCAUAAUGCAGCUAAAAUCUUGGAUGUCAUCUUUCAGCACCGAGGGAGCAUCUCAGUCUCCGAAGAGUUGGUUAAGACUGCGGUCGGAAAUACCGGUCGCUUUGGACGCCAGGUGGUGGAUGUCCUGCUUCGACACCGUGGAAACGACCUGCCCUUGUCCGAAGCGGUGGUCAAGGCAGCUGCAGAAAAUACUGGACCAGAUGGUUCUGCCAUUAUCGAGCUCCUGUUUCAACACCGAGGAGAAAGCCUACCGGUUACCGAGGCCAUAGUGAAGACAGCCGCAGAGAACACCGGGUAUGUCGCUGAUCGGAUCAUGGAUGUUCUUCUUCGUUAUCGGGGAGAAAGCGUACCGAUCUCUGAAGACGUGGUCAAGGCCACCGUGAUGAACCCCGGCUUGAACAGCAUCCAGAAUAUGGGUAUCCUUCUUCGGCAUCGGGGAGACAGCCUACCAAUCUCUGAAGAGAUUAUAAAAACUGCAGUCGGGAGGGAGGAAGAGUGGGGACUAGGAAUCCUGCUGACCAUGUUUAAAUACCGAGGGGGGAGUUUGCCCAUCUCUGAAGAUGUCGUCAAAUUUACCGCACAGUCUGAAUCACUCUAUGCGCCACAAAUGAUGGAGCUUUUCCUCACGCAUUUAGGAGACAAAUUACCUAUUACCGAGGCUGUGGUUAAAGCAGCCGACUCCAGCCCCAGGGGUCACGCUGACGGCUUUGUACGCCUCUUUUUGCAGUACCGCGGCGAGAGCAUACGUCCUCUCUUGAACUCGGUGGCCACGAAUCCUUUGUCACGUCUGAGCCUAGGGCUUAGCCUGUUUAGUGACGUUCCUGAUCCGAGUUACAGUAGUAUUGAUGCGAAAUAG